AUGCGUAUGAUCUCAAAGUACUACACUCAGAUCACAUUCGAUCGUUUAGCGGAAUUACUCGAUUUCCCACUUACUGACAUGGAGUCAUUUUUGUGCAACUUAAUCGUAACUGGUGCAAUUAGUGAUGCCAAGAUUCACCGCCCAUCGAGGGUUGUGAAUCUACGAGCUCGUAAAGCUAAUCUAGAGCAACUUGACCAAUGGGCAAGCAAUGUGCAGAAGCUCACUGAGACUUUGAACAAGGUGUCCCAUUUGAUCCUGAAAGAACAGAUGGUCCAUCGAAAUUUGGAAGCAAUGCAGAUCAAUUAA
Cooperia oncophora is the source of this 306-nucleotide messenger RNA. Lineage: Eukaryota; Metazoa; Nematoda; Chromadorea; Rhabditida; Trichostrongylidae. The record is from the annotation of a GenBank genome assembly.